Stegostoma tigrinum is the source of this 3421-nucleotide messenger RNA. Its product is annotated as EH domain-containing protein 1. The record is from RefSeq and is a predicted model, not a curated record. Gene Ontology annotation, molecular function: calcium ion binding; protein binding; GTP binding. NCBI's taxonomy places the organism in Eukaryota, Metazoa, Chordata, Chondrichthyes, Orectolobiformes, Stegostomatidae. Gene Ontology annotation, biological process: endocytosis; endosomal transport. Gene Ontology annotation, cellular component: plasma membrane; cytoplasm. Bases 49 to 1653 code for a protein of 534 amino acids. The transcript is spliced from 5 exons.
GCGGCGGCGGGUGGGUGUGUUGUAGAGGGGGCAGGGCCGGCUUUUGCUAUGUUCAGCUGGAUGGGGAAGGACGCGCGGCGCAAGAAGGAGCCCGAGCUCUUCCAGACGGUGAGCGACGGCCUCAAGCGGCUGUACUCACAGAAGCUGCUGCCGCUGGAGGAGAGCUACCGGUUCCAUGACUUCCACUCGCCCGCCCUGGAGGAGGCCGACUUCGACAACAAGCCCAUGGUGCUGCUGGUCGGCCAGUACUCGACCGGCAAGACCACCUUCAUCCGGCACCUGAUCGAGCAGGACUUCCCCGGCAUGAGGAUCGGGCCCGAGCCCACCACCGACUCCUUCAUCGCCGUCAUGCACGGCGAGCAGGACGGGGUGGUGCCCGGUAACGCGCUGGUCGUCGACCCCAAGAAGCCCUUUAGGAAACUCAACGCCUUCGGCAACGCCUUCCUCAACAGGUUUAAUUGCGCGCAGCUGCCAAACCCAGUCCUGGAGAGUAUCAGCAUCAUCGACACCCCGGGUAUCCUGUCUGGAGAGAAGCAACGGAUCAGCCGAGGUUAUGACUUUGCAGCGGUAUUGGAGUGGUUUGCUGAGCGGGUGGACCGUAUCAUCCUGCUGUUUGAUGCCCACAAGCUGGACAUCUCGGACGAGUUCUCGGAGGUCAUCAAGGCCAUGAAGAACCACGAGGACAAGAUCCGGGUGGUGCUCAACAAGGCUGACCAAAUCCACACGCAGCAGCUGAUGCGGGUCUACGGUGCUCUCAUGUGGUCUCUCGGCAAGAUCAUCAACACGCCAGAGGUGAUUCGUGUCUACAUCGGCUCCUUCUGGUCGCAGCCCCUCCUCAUUGCCGAGAACCGGAAGCUGUUUGAGGCCGAGGAGCAGGACUUGUUCAGGGACAUCCAGAGCCUGCCGAGGAACGCGGCGCUGAGAAAACUCAAUGACCUGAUCAAGCGAGCACGAUUAGCCAAGGUUCAUGCCUAUAUCAUUUCCUCACUAAAGAAGGAAAUGCCGAGCGUUUUUGGGAAGGACAACAAGAAGAAGGAACUCAUCAACAGCCUCGGAGACAUCUACCAGAAGAUCGAACGGGAGCAUCAGAUAUCUCCGGGCGAUUUCCCCAACCUGAAGAAGAUGCAGGAACACUUGCAGACAAUGGAUUUUACCAAAUUCCAGAGCCUCAAGCCCAAGCUGUUGGACAUGGUUGAUGACAUGCUGGCCAAUGACAUUGCCCGCCUGAUGACCAUGGUGCGCCAGGAGGAGGCUCAGAUGCCCAAGCAAAUUGUUCACGGUGGUGCAUUUGAGGGCACCAUGAAUGGGCCAUUUGGUGCUGGCUACGGCGAGGGGGCAGGCGAGGGCAUUGACGAGGUGGAGUGGGUGGUGGGCAGGGACAAGCCCAUGUACGACGAAAUCUUCUAUACCUUGUCACCGGUCAAUGGCAAGGUGACGGGUGCUAGUGCCAAGAAGGAGAUGGUCAAGUCGAAGCUACCCAACACGGUGCUGGGCAAGAUCUGGAAGCUGGCUGACGUGGACAAGGACGGCAUGCUGGACGACGAGGAGUUUGCCCUGGCCAACCAUCUCAUCAAGGUCAAGCUGGAAGGCCACGAGCUGCCCAAUGAACUGCCUGAGCAUCUAGUCCCACCCUCCAAGCGGAGACAAGAGUGACACCCCAUCCUCCCCACUACUGCCUGUUCUCCUGCCCUCCCAACACCCUCCCCCCAUUACUCACUCCCCCAUCCCACUUGAGUGGGGAUGCUAACCAAAGUGGUCGACAUACUCAUCACCCAGUUUAAACACCUGAAUGUAUUUGAUUUCAUUUAUCCUGCCUCUCGGGUGCUUUGGUUCCUUUAAAUGCGCUAAAGGCACACUGCACAGCUCUGCACUUUGGCACAGGCUUGUUGCCCUGAGAGGUGCACUGAGUGGCCAGGGUCUGGUUGGUGUACAUCAGCUUAGAGGAAGUGCCCCCCUCCAAGGGUGGAGUGUAGUUGAAUGACCCACCACCCCCCCUCCACUUUGAGAUUUGGAUCCUGCGUUCAGUUGCUGCAACUGUUAGUGACGGAUUUUUGUCACAUACCCACCAAGCAAAUUACCAUGGUGACCUCUUGGGCAUGCAUGCCACUCCACACCUGCGCGCACUCUGCUGCUUGGAGCAAUCUGGGCAGACCCAACCCACAGCCACUCUUGUUGAGCCAUCGUGCCGAGUGUUUUGGGCGGGGGGGGGGGGGGGGGGGGGCCGGGGCACUCGGUCCGUCAUAACCCUUCACUCGUAGUGUCUUCAUUUUUAAACAAAAGUUAUCAAAGAUCCCAGUGUCACUUUCUCAGAUGUUUGAAUUGAUGGUGAAUGAAUGUUUUUAAACACAAAUGCACCUUUUUUGGGUGGGGGGGGCUUUUAAAUUCCAGAUUUCAGGGGGCGGGUGGGGGCUAGUGAUGGAACACCAUUUGCUACUUCAGAUCUUAAGGAGUGAGGAAGAUGCUCUGCCGCUCUCUGCUUGUGGUCUGGGUGUUUUUUAUUUGAGUGGGGGGGGGUGGGAGAAACAGCUUGAUGGACCCAGUCAGAGGCUGUUAUUAUUUCACCAGCUGAAGUGUGGAGCUGCCCCACAAGUCUUAAGUCUGUGUUACUGAAUCAAAGAUGGCAGAGUGUGGCAGCUCUGCCCUGCGCUGCCACAGAGCUGAGAGAUAUAAACUGGUGUGUGCAAGUGUACAGUUUAUUUUCCAAAUGUGACAACGCUCUUAAAGGAUCCCAGCCGGAGAGCAAGCUGCCCCAAAGCUGACUUUGACUCCUUCUCAAUGUGACUUUGCUGCUUUUGGAUCCUGGUUCAUUUGUGGGGAGGGGUGGAGGCUUGUGGAAAGAUCCCUGUAGACACCACCAGGGCCAUGCUGAUGAAUGUGUUUCAGUUGAUAGCUGGCUUCUGUCUCUGAGCUGUAUCAGUGAUCUCCAUCCAUCUGCUGGGGGCCAGAAGUUGCUGUGUAGGGUGAAUGUGAGAUACAGGGUGGCGAGAUGCCCAUGGGGUAUCACCUCUGAGGGGUUAACUGCUUGCCCCAUCAUCUUGCCUGUUUCCAGCACCUCGCUGUGUCUCUGUCUGUCUCACUCUGCUGUCUGUCAGUAUUGGAUUCUCUGACUCUCUCCUCAAGCAGCUGCCUACCUGCCUCGCUUUGUCUGCAGCAGCAGCACCCCCAUGCCAUGGUCCUGUGGCCCUUUGUAGUGUGACCAUUGUGUUCAGAUCAUGUGGGCAGUGGGUGAGUGGAAGGUACUCUUCAGACUGUGAAUAGCUGUACUCUUGGGUACUGAAGCCACUCACCAUCCACCACCAUCCCUCCCUUGGAUUGUCUUGUUGCAUUCUUUGUAACUGGCACUGAGCAGCUCUGCCAUCUCCACUGUAUACUGUAGAAUUGUUGGAUCUAUGUACAAAUAAAGAUUUCAGUUUAAAACCAA